This is a messenger RNA of Symbiodinium pilosum, 2145 nucleotides long. The record is from the annotation of a GenBank genome assembly. NCBI's taxonomy places the organism in Eukaryota, Dinophyceae, Suessiales, Symbiodiniaceae.
AUGGAGAGGUACGAGCGGCUACGCGAGCUUGGCCGCGGGUCAUACGGCUGUGCAAUACUGGUGCGGGAACGGAGGAGCCGCAAGCAAUGUGUCAUCAAAGAGAUUGACUUGUCCCGCAUGCCAGUCUCCGCACGCAGGGAGGCAAAGAACGAGUCAGACGUCCUACAGCGGCUGCGGCACCCCAACAUCGUUGAAUACUGUGAAUCUUUCUUGGAGGGGCAAAUGCUUUGCAUAGUGAUGGAAUAUGCCGAUGGUGGGGACCUGAGCAAUCUCAUCAAGAUGAGGAAGGCUUCUUCCGAGAUGCUGUGCGAAAGAGAGGUCCUGAACAUGUUCAAGCAGAGCUGCCUUGCCAUCCAGCAUGUACACAAUCAGCACAUUUUGCAUCGUGAUUUGAAGUCACAGAACAUUUUCCUGACGCAAGCCGGCUUUGUGAAGCUGGGAGACUUUGGGAUUGCAAAGGUUCUUGCGCACACUGCUGCAGAAGCAAUUACCAUGAUUGGAACCCCCUUAUAUCUGGCCCCUGAAGUGUGUCACAGCCAGCCUUACGGAAUGAAAGCUGAUGUGUGGUCCCUAGGCGUUGUCUUAUACGAGCUUCUAGCCUUGAAGCCGCCUUUUACGGGCAGCAAUUUGGCGGCAUUGAUCAACAACAUUGUCACUGCCACUCCCAGCCCUGUGCCGGGAGUGUACAGCCAACCUGUUCACGAUCUGGUGCGUGACAUGUUGCAGAAAUCUGCAGACACCCGUCCUACUGUCAAUGAGGUUUUGGCCAGACCGUGUCUUUGCUCUGCAGAACCAGGAAAAGAAAUGCAAGACGAGACUUUCGUUCCCCAACACGUGCUGCAACCGGGGAAUGAUGUGCCAGAUUCCUUGGAGCACUUGCUACGGAAGACUGCAGAGAGGAGAAGGCCGCCUCUUCCGGAUAGUGCGCAGAUGGUACAUGAAUGCAGAAGAAAUAGAGAUGCAGCUAUGGCUGUCAAGGCGCGUGUUGAGGGCAGAACAUCAUUGCAGCAGCGCAGUCGCAGCGAAGAACCAGACCAAGCGCUCAGCAGCUCGUCCCGCAAAGCGUUGAAUGAGGCCGAGCAUCUACGAGCUUUGCAGGAGGCAGCAGCUCAAGCAAGACGUGAUCGGCGGCACGGACAACAGCGCUUGCGUCAAGAAUUGGAGAAAACCCCCCGCAUAAGUGAACAUGAUGCGACGGACUACGCUCCAAGACGGCUCCGAGCAAGCUCGGCUAAUGAAGCGAAGCACUUGUUCGAUCUACAUGAGGCAGCAGCUCAAGCGCGCCGAGAUCGACGACAGGUUCAAAAGAAAAUAAAGGAACUGGAGAAAGCUCCUGACGGUUGCAGAACAAAUGAGAUCCAGGCUGGCCAAGGGUGCUCCGGUUCGUCAAGCCCUUCUCGAACCAAGCAAAGUCGAGCUAUGGCUGAGGCUCAGCAUUUGAUGGCUUUGGAGGAGGCCCGUUUGCAAGCUCGUCGAGAUCGCAAAAUGAUCGAUGCAAAGCGGAAGGCAGAGGAAGCCUCUGAGACCGACAGAGUUCAUGACAUGCAACAUACCCAGGUUUGCAAGCCACAUACACCAGAGGAUCGGGCAGCAGCUGAAGCAAAACACUUACAGGCCUUGAAGGAUGCUGCUGCGGAGGCCAGGCGAGAACGACGCAUGUUGCAGCAAAAGAUUCAGCAUGAGCUUGAAUGCCAAGCAGUCCAAGACGAGGUCUCGUACAGGCCGUCAUUUGAGGCUGGGGAAGGCCUUGCCGGCAAAAUGAGGCAUCACCAGCUCUCUCAGCUCUCUGAUGGGCGCCCUGCAAAUCGAGGGGCGAGCGAGGCCUGCUGCAACGAAAGCCGUUCGGCCAGCAUGGGCAAUGAUGAAGCUGGUGACACGAAUUUACUCGGCGCGGAUGGCUCCCACUCAUGCUUUUCCAGUUUGUCAGACUCCUUCCGAAAUCCAAGUCGAAGGGAUCAAGACCGGUCGAGGAAGGUUGAGGUUGACGAGCUGUCCAUUGCAGCAAGCACUGCGCAGGACAAAAACUCGUUAUCAGCCCCACUGCGGCCAGCCAGAGACGUGGACACUUUGGGAUCCUUGUCGUACUCGCUUACGGCUCCGCUCUCCUCAUCGUGGACAAGAACAAUGGGAUAUGGCUUGCCGUAG